UUUAAGGACGUUGGCGACCCUGUUGUGCGUUCCAAACUACUUGUCUACCUGUCACUUUUGCGAUCUGGAAACAGAAUGUGCGGACACACUGUAUCGUGCUUUGAGCCAUAUAGAUCCAGCGCUGUACUUAAAUACUUAUCAUGGCAUUCCUUUAUCUCCACGUGGUGGGAACACUCAGAAUGUACCUGAUCAACAUUGYCCUCGCGAGGGUGGAAUGGAGUCUGGGAGAAUGGUGCAACCCAGCGGGACUCCACUGGAGGCAGUCGGGUUCCCUGGAGCACUUGGCGCUGCUUUUCACCAUGACCUCACUACACCCUGCGUUCCCUUUUUACCAGAGGGAUACUGUCAGACACCAGUUGGAUAAUGUGGAACUGGUCAUAGAGGAGAGAAUGGAUUGCCACAAACGCAUGAGUUUCCAGCAGAAGCAGCAUGCCCUUCGAAGGGAGGAUCUCAGCCCCAGGAGCCAGUCGGCCUGCUGUAUUCCCAAUCAGCUCCCCAACAGGACAUCAUCCCAGAGAGAAGAAGUUCACAUUGACAAGAUUGUGCUAAAGACGAUAUCUUGGAACCGAGUAAACAGUGAAUACAGUAUUGAGGUCCAGUGGUCUGACUCAACAUGGACCACAGUGACCAAGACUCACCGUGAGCUGGGCGACUUCCUGUCCAAGGUACAAGAGGAAAAACACAUCCCCAUCAAUAGAUUAUAGGCCAAGAAUAUACUGGAUUUAAUGUCAGGUGAAAUGAAGUCACACACUCCUUCAUUUGUACAGAGAAGUCUCUAAAUGUUGUCUUWUAAAGGUCAACCCAGAUGCUGUUUUUACUUUCCAAAUGUUUUCAUGUGUUUUCUAGUCACUGAAUGCUCUGUGUGCAUGCUAAUAAAGACUAAUGCUAAUACUGUGACUUUCUGUAUUCAAAUGUAUUUCUUCAUCUAGCUUUAUGUAUACCCCUAAAUGUUGUAUAUAAACAUCAUGAAUAUACAGUGGCAAAAAAAAGUUUGAACCCUUUGGAAAUACCWGAAUUUCUG
This is a messenger RNA of Salvelinus sp. IW2-2015, 1021 nucleotides long. NCBI's taxonomy places the organism in Eukaryota, Metazoa, Chordata, Actinopteri, Salmoniformes, Salmonidae. The record is from RefSeq and is a predicted model, not a curated record.